This is a messenger RNA of Athene cunicularia (burrowing owl), 3608 nucleotides long. RefSeq names its product potassium voltage-gated channel subfamily D member 2 (gene KCND2). The record is from RefSeq and is a predicted model, not a curated record. Bases 10 to 639 code for a protein of 209 amino acids. NCBI's taxonomy places the organism in Eukaryota, Metazoa, Chordata, Aves, Strigiformes, Strigidae. Gene Ontology annotation, biological process: potassium ion transport. Gene Ontology annotation, cellular component: voltage-gated potassium channel complex. Gene Ontology annotation, molecular function: voltage-gated potassium channel activity. The transcript has 5 exons.
CCCAGGACAAUGCCAAGAAAAGCCAGACUGGCUCGAAUUCGUGCAGCAAAGAGUGGGAGUGCUAAUGCCUACAUGCAGAGCAAACGAAAUGGCUUACUGAGUAACCAGCUGCAGCAGUCCUCCACUGAAGAAGAACAGGCCUUUGUUAGCAAAUCUGGCUCUUCCUUUGAAACUCAGCACCACCACCUGCUUCACUGUCUGGAAAAAACUACGAAUCAUGAGUUUGUGGAUGAGCAAGUCUAUGAAGAAAGCUGUAUGGAGGUUUCCACAGUCAACAGACCCCCCAGCCACAGCCCCUCUCUCUCAUCUCAACAAGGUGUUACCAGCACUUGCUGCUCACGAAGACAUAAAAAGACUUACCGCAUCCCAAACACCACCAUCACUGGCAGCCGUCCAGGCAGUGUACAAGAGCUCAGCACCAUCCAGAUCAGAUGUGUGGAGAGGACGCCUCUGUCUAACAGCCGUUCCAGCUUAAAUGCCAAAGUGGAAGAGUGCGUUAAACUAAACUGUGAGCAGCCUUACGUCACUACAGCAAUAAUUAGUAUCCCAACACCUCCAGUCACCACACCUGAAGGAGAUGAUAGGCCAGAGUCUCCUGAGUAUUCAGGAGGAAACAUUGUCAGAGUAUCUGCUUUAUAAAAUAAGGCAUUAUUUAUAAAUUAGCAUAAAGACCACUUGCAAGCUGAGCUCCAGCAGUGAGAAAUGAGUCACGAGGAAUGAGAGAGCUGACAAAGACAACACCCUUUGACGUGUUCGCCAGCGGCCACAGAGCGAGAGGGUCAGGAGAAACAAAACACACUGUGGGUUUCGAUGUCAUAGCGUGUGAACCAAAAGGAGUUUCUUACCCUUUGUCCAAACUGACACGUGGUGGAAUCUUCUGUGACCAUCCUGACUUACUUUAUGAGCACAAUGAAAUGUCCCCAUUGAUGCUUCUUCUUAUCAUGAAAGCUCUUUUUAGAAAAAAAAAAAUGCAAAACAAAAAUAGAAACAAACCUGUGUUCCUGCUGAAUGCAAAACAAGAAACAUUUUGAUAACGUGUCUUUUUUUUUCCUGUUAAUAAACCACAAACUUGUUGAGAAAUUAUCAAAAAAUGAAAGAAAAAACGCUCAUAUGAAAUAUGUUUGUACUGACUGAAACUACAACCAUAAUGCAUGCUGAUUAUUUGGAGCUGUGAUCUCAGUUUACUUUUGUUGUUUUUCAGAUUAGGCAUGAUAAAAUAUUACUGUAGAAAGGGGCAUUUCCGUGCACUUACAACAAACUGAUUGUUAAUGUUUCAUGGUAGUUGUACAAAUAACUUCCCUUUGAAAAAUGCAGUAUUCCUUAUUCAAACACUCAUUAGUGAACUAAAGGUGUUCAGUUAGUUCAAUAUUUACUAUUGGUUUACCUUGCUUCCUAGGUACUGUUACAACUGCAAUAAGUCAUUGUACACCUGUUGUAUCAGGAAUCAGGAUUUCUUUUUUUUAAAGUAUUUUAAACAACUUCAUCUACACUAUAAACUUCUAAUGGCAAACAUUUAAAUAAUUUUACAGCCAAACACCACCAAUGCACUAUUCAAUUAUUGUUCUUUUCGUCCACUGCCCUCUACUUCUAUGACAGUUUGUUGUCCACUCCAACAUUACUGUACUAUUUGGGAUUUCAAGGCUACUGAUGAAUCAACACAGUCCUUUCUUCUGUAGACAUUUUGUCGUCUUCUGUAUUUGCAGAACAAACCUCUCUUCCCAGUGUACUCUUGCAGGAUCAAUCCUAUUUGAAUUAAAAUUACAAUAAAGGUGUUUUUGGGAUCAGCUAACACUUAUCUCCAAACCUUCCUUGUUGACAUUCUGCAGCAUCCAGAGUAUUGGCUACACUGGAAGACACCAAAAGAUACUCAGUAAAAAGACUGCAAAGCUCUUUUUGUAGUUGUCUGUAAACUUGCAUCCUAAAAUUUUUUUGAGAAUUUAAGAAUACUGAUAGAAUAAUGGAUUGGGUCCUAACACUAUAAAAAUAUAAUUUAUAUCAAUUGGAAUUUACCCACAUGGACAGGCCUAAAAGCUAAUAUGAAGGCUCCACUAGUUAAGGGGUUUUGGCUCCAUUUUUAAAAGACAUUGAUGUUACCAGAAACCUUUCUGAUAAAAAGUGUAAUUUUUCUUCAUGAGAGUGCAUUAGGAGAUGUAUCAUAAUGCUUCCUAUAUACAUGGCAUACCACACAUCAUAUACAUCAAAUAUACAUGGAAUAUGUGCAUACUGAUACAUACAUAUAUACAUGAAAAACACUGGAUCAGAAAUAAUUGCAUGUCUGCAAAAUAAAAUAUGCAUAUAAAUCAAAAGGCUCAGUGCAUUAGAUGCCAUUACAAUAAAUGAUUAACACAGUUAUUUAAUAGUUUGAGUAGUAUAUGUUUCAGUACAGUAUUUGCUAGCAUUCUACUGACAUAAAAAUUUACAUUAAGAGAAAACACCCACUAAAAACUGAAACUUGUUGAUAAUACUUUUUACUACAUACAAAUACUGGUCUUUCUACCUGUCAAUAGAGAUUGAAAAGUGGAUGAUGGACUAUCAUGCUACAGUAUAUACACCAAAAUACAACAUCACAUAUUAAACUGCAAUUAAAAGGAGUAUAUGAUGCCAUGCAUUACUCUCUUAUCGUUUACUUAUUCAGAAGCUUGGUUACUUUGCAGUUAACUUCCCACUUCUUCUGCAAAUCACAAUAACCUACUCACUGUAAACUGAGCUUCUACAUUUCUUUCAAACCUUAACAGAGAGCAGAAGUGCAGGCUGUCCUCUAACCCAGAAGAGGGCUCCUUCUGAGGAACUCUGCAAACUGACUUUGCUCUCCUCCCUUUUACACUGUUGGAAAAUAGCACUAGAUCUGCUGAUGCUGGUGGGUUACCAAAGUUUUAAUGGGGCUUAAAAGAGAGGCAGAAUGGACCCAGAAUUUUCACUUGCAUCCUACUUCUACCCAUGAUUACUCACACAGAAAAUGGCUUGAUCCCCACCUUUUGCCAGAGUUACUGAUAUAAAAACUGCCUUGAUAUUAGUAACAACUUCUUGACUAGUUAUAUCAGGUAAAUAAUGCAAAAAGGCAGUUAAUAAACCCACUUUGGGACAAACUACUUACAACCCAGGAAACCUACUGACUUUGUAAGGUCACGUGUUUUAAAAUCCGUUUAUUCUCCUUUUCAUAUGGGCUAAAAAGAAAACACUACAGCAAUACACUUGCAUGACAGUUAUACCCCUGAAGCAACUUGUACUUUCAUUUUUAAAAUGCAGCUUAUGGAAUAAUUUAAUAUGAUUUUGCAGAAUUCUAGUCCUGUCUUUUAUUUCCGUGUCACAUGAAAAAUCAUUAAUUUAUUCUGAAUUUGGGAAAUACACAUUCUUUUGGUGUUUUAGGUGAUUUAAAUGCUGUUUUGGUAGUGAAUGACUGUUGAUGACUGUGUAAAAUGCAUCUGUACUGUACAUGAAAUGUAAUUAUUUCUGUGUAUCAUACAAAGAAACCGAGGUGGUUGUUUUGACAAUUUUGUUUGACAGUCAUAUAUCGUAUUUCAGAAGGCAGCAUAAUACAUGCAUUAUGCUGAAUAAAUAGACAUUUGAGGAAUAUUUAAAUAAAACAUCUGCAUGCUUGAAUGGGUCAA